AGUCAGAAAGAAAAGAAAAAUUCAAUGGGUUCACAAAAGACUGUUCUCCUUUCGAUCUUAGUAUUAUUUUACGUGAUUUCACUUGUGUCAUGCACUGAAUUUGAAGCUGGAGGAGACAAUGGUUGGAUCAUACCACAAUCUAGUAACCAGACUGAUAUGUUUAACCAAUGGGCUUCCAAGAACCGGUUUAAAGUUGGCGACACUAUCCGUUUCAAGUACAAGAAAGAUUCGGUUUUGGUGGUAUCAGAAGACGAGUACAAGAAAUGCCAGACGACCAAACCGGAACUUUACUCGAACCACGACGAUACGGUUUUCAAAUUAGACCGACCCGGUUUGUUUUAUUUCAUUAGCGGCGUCGCGGGCCACUGUGAGAAAGGUCAGAAAAUGAUCAUUAAAGUCAUGGAGGUUGAGCCUACGCCGCAUUCUCCUCCACCUUCUUCGUCCCUACACUCUUCAACUCACAAGAGUAACCACGCCGUGAGGAAAACGAGUUGGUUCAUUGGUGUCGGUUUAGUUACAAUUUCGAUUCUGGUUUUGACGUCUCUUAUUCUUGUGUAGUUUUGGUUUUAGACUUUGUGUAUGGAAGGAAAAGUGGAAAACCAUACGACUCGGUUAUGGCGGUUCACCCGUCGACUUUUAAUCCGGUUUAGGUUUUAGUGAUUUAAGGGUCUUCAUUCCAUUUGGUUUUUUGGUUA
Molecule: messenger RNA, 695 nt
Organism: Camelina sativa (false flax)
Lineage: Eukaryota; Viridiplantae; Streptophyta; Magnoliopsida; Brassicales; Brassicaceae
Product: early nodulin-like protein 6
Cellular component (GO): plasma membrane
Molecular function (GO): electron transfer activity
Source: RefSeq, a predicted model, not a curated record